Cyprinodon tularosa is the source of this 5243-nucleotide messenger RNA. It is a transcript of the gene itga8, whose product is annotated as integrin, alpha 8. Gene Ontology annotation, biological process: cell adhesion mediated by integrin; cell-cell adhesion; cell-matrix adhesion. Gene Ontology annotation, molecular function: integrin binding. Gene Ontology annotation, cellular component: external side of plasma membrane; integrin complex. The transcript has 30 exons. Lineage: Eukaryota; Metazoa; Chordata; Actinopteri; Cyprinodontiformes; Cyprinodontidae. The coding region runs from base 186 to 3353 and encodes 1055 amino acids. The record is from RefSeq and is a predicted model, not a curated record.
GUGUACUCUGGUGUAGAGGAGGCUCUGGCUAGACCUGGUGGUUAAGGGUGUCAAGAAGCAGAAGUGAGGAGCGCAGCAGAGCAGGCUUCGAUUUCUGGACAAAACGCGUAAACGUCUCCCUCACCUGCACCCAGAGAGCUCUGCAUAUCCUCAUCCUUCUCUUUGGAAAGCUGCUGUCCUCCAGGAUGGAGCCUGUGUGGGAUUGUGCCUCCUCUGCUGGGAUGUUUAUGCUGGGGUUGCUCUCUGUGCUGUGGCCGGCGCCAAACCGCGUUUGGAGUUUUAACCUUUACGCAGAGCAUCCCACGGUUUACAGCGGACCCGAUGGGAGUUAUUUUGGAUAUUCUGUUGAUUUCUAUCAAGCAAGCCCUGAAAGGAACACGAUUAGUGUGCUUGUGGGGGCUCCUAAAGCGAACACCUCCCAGCCGGGCAUCGUGGAGGCUGGAGCCGUCUAUUACUGCCCCUGGCCCGGACAGCCUGAUAGCUGCAAACAGAUUCCCUUUGAUAUUUCCAAUAACAGAAUGAUUAGAGUAAACCGCACCAGAGAGCCUCUAGAGUUUAAGUCCCACCAGUGGUUUGGAGCAUCAGUCAGGACGCACAAAGGAAAAGUGGUGGCCUGUGCUCCACUCUACCACUGGCGGACAGUGAAGAAAGAAGGGGAGAAGGACCCGGUGGGAACCUGCUAUGUCGCCGUCCAGAACUUCAGCGCUUAUGCAGAGUACUCCCCCUGCAGGACCAAUGACCCAGACCCAGAGGGACAGGGAUUCUGCCAGGCUGGUUUCAGUGUGGAUUUCACCAAGGAGGGGAGACUAGUCCUAGGAGGACCUGGAAGCUUCUACUGGCAAGGUCAGGUGAUGACAGCAGGGAUCGCAGAGAUACUCAAUGGCUACUCUUUAAAGGCAAUCCUGAGACGAGUUCCAGGGGAGAAACAAACCGGAGCUGCAGACGACACAAAUGACGACAGCUACCUCGGCUACUCUGUGGCUGUGGGAGAGUUUACAGGAGACUCGGAGCAGGAGCUGAUAGCCGGAGUCCCAAGAGGAGCACACAGCUUUGGAUAUGUGGCAAUGAUCAACUCCACCAAUCUCACCUUCAUCCAUAACUUUACAGGGGAACAGAUGGCGUCUUAUUUUGGUUACUCAGUGGCUGUCACUGAUUUGAAUGGAGACGACACGGAUGAUAUCCUGGUUGGAGCACCGCUCUACAUGGAAAGAGAGAUGGAGAGCAAACCCAUAGAGGUGGGAAGGGUGUACCUCUACCUGCAACUUGCUCCGCUCAUCUUUUCUCAACCCAUUGUGCUUAGUGGUACCUACACUUUUGGACGUUUUGGGACGGCUAUAGCACCACUGGGAGACAUUAACCAGGAUGGAUAUAAUGACGUGGCGGUGGGCUGUCCAUUCGGAGGUGAGGACCACGGAGGCAGGGUGUUGAUCUUUAACGGUAACAGAGAUGUGUCCACUAAGGGCCUGAUGCUGAGCCAGGAGUUGCGAGCAGCCAGGAAGGCCGGCGGCAGCUUGCCUGGAUACGGCUUCACUCUUAGAGGAGGCCAAGACCUGGACAGCAACGAAUACCCUGACCUGAUAGUCGGGGCGUUUGGCGCAGGAGAGGUCUCAGUCUACAGGUCUCGAGCUGUUGUGUCUGUGGAAGCUACAAUGACCCUAACACCCAGAAUCCUCAAUCCUGACGACAGACAGUGUCGCUUGCCUCAGACCUCUAACAUGGUGACCUGCCUGAAGGUAGAUGUGUGUGCAGCAGUGAGUGGUGUGGGGAUCCCCAACAAUGUAGGUUUAAAAGCUGAGCUUCAGCUGGAUUGGCUUAAAGGCACAAGGGGCGGGGUUAAGCGAGUCCUCUUCUUGGACACCCAUGAGACUCAGCGCUCAGGGCUCCUCAGACUGGGUCAAAGCCGCCCACAAGCGUGUCUGAGCUAUAUGAUUUAUCUGAAGGAGGAGGAUGAGUUCAGGGACAAACUGACCCCCAUUGCUUUGGCCCUGAACUACAGCCUCGCUCCACCUUCUGGAGAACAAACUCUUCCACCGAUUCUCAACCAGUACAGCAGCACAUUCCUCCAGGAACAUGCUUACAUCCUUCUUGACUGUGGUGAUGACAACAUAUGUAUCCCCGACCUACAGCUUUCUGCCAGCAUGGAUCGCUCAGAGUUGCUGAUUGGAGAUGACAACCUGGUGAUGCUGACCAUCACUGCAACGAACCAGGGAGAGGGGGCGUACGAGACAGAGCUGUACACACGGAUUCCACCGGAGGCCGACUACAUUGGAGUAGAGCGCAGGCUAGAGUCUCUCACUCAGCUAAACUGCGAGUACAAGACCAUCAACGAGUCCAGGGUGGUGGUUUGCGAUCUCGGGAACCCAAUGGUGACAGGAACAGAGCUCACCGUUGGUUUGAGGUUUUCAGUCCAAAGGGUGGAAGACUCCGGACCAAAAAUCAGCUUUGAGCUACAGAUCCACAGCUCCAACAAGGACAACUCUGACAGCAACCUGGUCAGUUUGAAUCUGACCAUUACUGCCAGUGCCCAGCUUGCAUUGCGCGGAGUGUCUCAUCCCUCUCAGGUGGUGCUGCCAUUCCCCAACUGGGAGCCUAAAGAGAAACCUGUUAAAGAGGAUGACGUUGGUCCACAAGUCACACAUAUUUAUGAGCUCCAUAACUUUGGUCCCAGUAGUAUUGGGCAGGCUGAGCUUCAGAUCGGCUGGCCUGCCCGUUUCCAUGAUGAGAACCUGCUGUACGCCAUAGAGAUUCAAACUGACGGCCCAAUUAGCUGCCGGACAAACACCAGCCUCAACCCACACGGCCUGGAGAUCUCCUCUCUGCAAGACACGCCAGAACUGCUGGGUUUUCUGAGGAACACCACCGAUCUUCCUCACCGCCACAAACGAUCUGUCAGCACAGCUGGAAGUUACAGCAGUAAGACCUUGAACUGCACCAACGUCUCCUGUCUGAGGAUUACGUGCAUGGCUGGUCGGUUGGAUCGAGGCCAGAGCGCCGUUGUUAAGAUAAGAUCAAGACUUUGGGCACAUACGUUUUUGCAGCGGCGUAACGACCCCUACAUUCUAAACUCCACGGUGUCCUUUAUGGUCAUAUCUAUGCCCUAUCGUGUUCAGCCAUCCACACUGCCUCAACACAAAACCUCAAUGGGAACCCAUGUGUUAUGGGGCACUCCUGAUGUUUCGUUUGCUGUGCCACUUUGGGUCAUCAUCCUGGCCAUAUUGCUAGGCCUGUUAGUACUGGCCAUGCUGACGUUAGCGAUGUGGAAGUGCGGUUUCUUCGACCGAGCACGGCCGCCAGCAGAUGACAACAUCUCCGACCAGGAGAAGCUAACGUCUGAUCAAACCGGGGAUGCCUAAAGAAAAUGAAUUACAACACUUGGUUCGAAGUUUAUGAUUUAGGAGGAAAGUGCACCUUCUGAAUGACAAAAAUCAGAUCUGAGAUCUGGAAUAGUUGGAAGCUCCAUUCCCCUGAUUUGGAAGACUUCUAUCUUUUUUUUUUUUAAGAAACUGACUGCAAGAAAAAAACAGCAGCGCCACGCAUUCUGGAGCCACAACAACUGAGGUCACGGCACGCAAAGUGGAGCAGAACAACACACAUAUCAGGCUAAAUUACCCACACAUGUCCAUUGUUUAUACAUUGCAAUGAAGCACCACAACUGAAGACCAAGUGGAUUAUAUUGAAAGGACAAUACUUAAAGUUUUUCUUGUCUUUGUGCAGCACAAAGAGAACUUAGAUCUCAGCACAAGUGCUUUUAAUAGGUUUUACAGUGAAUGAGUGUAUGUGUGUGUGUAAAUUCCUGCAAAUCUGUGUGCAAGAAGUGUAUGUGUUUAUAAUCCACCACAGGAUUUAAUUUCUCCCUGUUUCCCCUCAAACAAGGCUGAAAUCCAUGCUGUUCAAAUUUACAUUCAGUAAACACGCUACCACACGCAAAGUUUUUAAAAAGGGGCACAAAGUCAAAGUGUAUAUUUAUAAAUGUAUGUGCAAUAUUUGGGCGUUGUGUGAUGCUGAAGCUUGUUGUUACACUGGCACUACUUUUUUAGAGCUUCAUGUCUUCAUUGUGUGUGUAUAUAUACCGUAAGAUUGGUUGGGUGGUGUGUUAGAUAACUGUUAUUUCAGAAGGCAACAUAUUUUUAGACAAGUACCAGCCUGUUGAAACCUUUACCAAAUAAAUAACUUAUUGUCUCGUUGCAGCUCUGGGGUUUUAUCUUUGAAGGAAAAAACAACAUAUUUAUAGCUGAAGCAUUGCAUUGCUUGUUUAAGGUUUGCUAACAACUUUUUGUUUUACUUUUAUUUUAUUUUCCAAGGAUAAGACUUGAUAAGUGGGGGGAAAAACACAUCUGCUGUUCUUUUACACAGCAGGUUACAGGUUUUUUCAUGUUUCUAAAUUUUCAUGCACCAAUCGUCAGAAAUUAAGCAUCAGCAUUGCUGGAAUCAAGAUUUAAGGUUUAUCAUUUUAAGAUAUGCUUUAUAGGAUAUGAUUUAAGGUUUAUGCAUUAAAUUUGAUAUUUUUUUUCAUCAGUAUAAAAGAAUUAUCAAAGCAGCAGAAUUUUUAAUAGGUCGCUAACCUUCACAUAAAAUGGGUCAGUAGUACAGUGUUUUAUUAAAUAUGUAAAAAGGUUUACAUCUUUUCAGUUUCCCAUGAUAAAUUAAGUUUACUUUAGAGGAAGGACUGUUGCUCCCCCAAAUGGUGCAACAAAAAUAAUGCAGCCUUGAAUCCUGGCUCUGCAUGAAAACAGAUAAAUAGACAAAAGCAAAGCAGCGCCACCCUGUGGCUUUAAGCUGUAUAGAUUUUAGUGCAUUGAGUAACAAAGAUUGAGGAUAGAGCUUUCAUUUCGUUUUUGCACUUUUUAAAAUACUGAUGGAAGUUUCUGUUUCAAUAUUUUUCUUUAGUUAUUCAUGUAGUAAAGAAAUGUUUAUUGGAAGCAAAGUUUUUACGAAAUAAUUCAAAUUUAUUUCUACAUUUGCAGAACACAAACAAUUACAUGUAACACCUCAUUUAACCCCUUUUUUAAUUAACAACAUUUGCUACGAAGCAGCAGCUGGAAACAAAACAAACCUGUUCCCUUGUUGAAGGAGAACAUCUAAUCAAUCUUUCCAGGCUCUGUUGGGGUUUUUUAUACAUGGACAUUUAUCCACCUAUUAUAUCCAAUGCAAUUUUCAUUGUAACUACUGUAUCUCUGGGUGUGAUAAAAAGGAUAGAAAUAAAAGCUCUCUUUGUGUAACAAAUAAAACACAAAGUGAAAAAA